Leptinotarsa decemlineata (Colorado potato beetle) is the source of this 2357-nucleotide messenger RNA. Its product is annotated as putative transporter SVOPL. Gene Ontology annotation, molecular function: transmembrane transporter activity. Gene Ontology annotation, biological process: transmembrane transport. Lineage: Eukaryota; Metazoa; Arthropoda; Insecta; Coleoptera; Chrysomelidae. The record is from RefSeq and is a predicted model, not a curated record. Gene Ontology annotation, cellular component: membrane.
ACAAGACUUCAUCCACUGUGAUAUCAGUCAGCCAAACUAUGAAACCAACACUGAAUUCUCUUCUGAUAAUUCCAAUUCCGACGAACCGCGUAUCUCGCUCUUGAAAGAAAAAACUUCUUCGCUUCUACCCAGAUAAUAACACACCGAAGAUUCCAGUUCUGCAACUGCCGGUUUGAGCUGCCCUGGCACCCCACUCGUUCAUUCCAAUAAUCCUAAAAUGGAGAAUUUGUAUAAAGGCUCUCGUUUUUGCGCUUCGUUUCUAUUUUUAUUUUCGCCGGCUUCGGUAACUUGACACGGACGACAGUUUUGGUUUUCGAUUAUUGUGCUCUCCGUCUAUUUGUGUUUACAUUCGUGAUCCCGGAAAAAAUUGGGAAGUGCUGUUUUUUCUCCACCUGACAGAAAAAUAUAUCGAACUUGGGGAUACAUGGCUUUAUGUUGAAUUUUUGUUUUGUACCAUAUACAGGAGGUUGUAGGUGAGAAUUUGAACCAGGGUAGUUCGAUGGAUAACAAUUGAAUCCCCCGAAGAAAACUUGCAGCGUUGUCAACAAAUCAGUUCACCGAAACAAGAAUAAUUAUAUCUUCGAGGUAGUGAUCUCACGCAUAAUAUGGAGCGUCUGGAAGACCAGAGUGUUGAUGAAAGGAAGAUAAGAUACGAGCACGUUCCUUUUGACACAAGUGACGAUGAUUUCAUGGGAGAUAUUCCACCAAUCACAAAUCCAUCUUUUCGAGGAGCUGAUGAUGGUUCUCAUUUGGAAUCUGGACGAUCCUCACCAUCUGUUUCAGUUCCCGAACCGGCGUCUUUCGAAGAAGCUAUAGCUGCCACUGGCUUUGGAAAAUACAACAUCUUCCUGAUGUUCGUGACGAUAUUCCCAUCCGUAGCAGAAAUUUUCGAAGUAGUGGCUUUAUCGUACGUUUUACCGAUAGCUGAAUGCGAUCUCAAUCUCACCCUCAGCGACAAAGGGAUGUUGAACGCUAUGACCUUCGCAGGAAUGGUCACAAGCGCAUUAUUUUGGGGUCGCCUGUGUGAUAUGAUAGGGAGGAAAUCUAUCAUUAAGUAUGGUUACAUCGUCGGUGGCGGAUUUGCUAUAAUAGUUUCCCUUUCCACCAACAUAACGGUAUUAUCUAUAGCCAAGUUUUGUGGUGGCUUCAUAAUCAAUGGGCCUUAUUCGGCAUCAGUAUCUCACUUAUCGGAAUUUCAUUCUUCGAAAUAUAGAGCUAGAGUUCAGAUAGUAAGAGGGGCUACAUUGAGUUCAGCCUACAUAUUCCUUCCUCUGUUAGCUUGGGGAAUUUUACCGCAAAAGCUAGAUUUUUCUCCAUUCGGACUAAUUGAUUAUCAUUCCUGGAACGUUUUUCUAUUCAUCUGCGCAAUACCGACAAUCACGAGCGGUCUGAUUUACUUUUUCGUGCCGGAGAGUCCCAAAUUCUUGAUGACCCUAGGCCGGAACGAAGAAGCUCUGAAUAUCUUCCGAAAAGUGUAUAGGAUCAACACGGGAAACGCAGAAGAUACAUUUCCGAUCAAUUGCUUGGUGAAAGAAACAUAUUACGAAGUCGCAGAUAUCACUCAGAAGCAACGUCCCAAUAUACUCAAGGAAGGAAUCAGUCAAAUGAAACCCUUCAUGAGUUCGCCUCAUAUCAACAGGAUUUUGCUCAUUUGUUGCAACGCAUUUCUCCUAACCAUGAGCAUGAAUUUAGUGAAAUUGUGGCUUCCGCAAAUAUUCCAAGCAACAAGUGAUCAUCAAAUAAGCGAAAGCAAGAAUGAAACAGACGUUUGUUCCAUUUUUGAGGAGUUGAGAACACCUAAUCUAACUGUGGCAGAAGGUUGUACUGUGAACCUGGACAACAUGUCUGUGUAUAUCAACUCGAUCAUCGUAGGAAUUACUGGAGUAAUCUCAUUCAGCCUAGCAGGGACAUUGGUCAAUCUGUUGGGGAAGAAAACUUUAACAGUGGUUUUUUCCUUCGCCGCUGGGUGUUUUUGCUGCGCCGUAUACUUUUCCACUAAUUCUUUAACUAUGAUGAUUCUCUAUUCGUUGGAUCUGUCGUUGGGUUGUAUUGCUGACAACGUGCUCACAACAACCACCCUGGAAUUGUUCCCAACAACUUUGAGGACCAGUGCUCUGUGUUUGCAUCUGAUGUUUGGGCGUUUCGGGACCGUCGUAGGAAACAUCAUUUUGCCCCAACUGUUACAGAUAGGCUGUGCCCCUCCUAUAUUUUUCUUGGGAUUCCUUGUUUUUGGUUCUUUGCUGUUGACAGUUUUAUACCCCAGUACGGAAAAUAAACCCCUUUUAUGAGAGGAAAAGACACUGAAAUUAAUUUAUGUAUAUAUUAUUAAGUAUAAUAAAUUUAUUUUUUACUAUGAA